Molecule: messenger RNA, 1105 nt
Organism: Drosophila kikkawai
Lineage: Eukaryota; Metazoa; Arthropoda; Insecta; Diptera; Drosophilidae
Source: RefSeq, a predicted model, not a curated record
UCAGCAGUUUGUUGCUAUACCCAAACUCAUACGGUUUCAACACGCAGAGCGGUGAGCAUGUGAACGAUUGUCUCUUUUUUGGCUCUUCCUUUUUUUUGGACAAAAUUUUCUAAAUUCAAAAUUGUAAAAAACAUAUAUAGUUAUGAUCAGUUUUCGGCAGUUCCUGUCGCGUUCGCUGAUGGCGCAGGAAAAAAAGACGACAGCAAUGAAGAUAACGCGCACGUAUGCCCUAGAUAAGAAGCUUGGCAUGCGUAAGCGGCGUCUUCAGCUGUUGAAGGAGAAUCCUCCUGAAGCUGAGCCCUGCUACAAGGCAUUGAUUCGCUCGGAGAACAGAUGCAACCAGCCGCGGCUCAAGCUCAUGAUCGAGGAAUGCCUGGACGACCCCUGUGGCAUGGAAGAGUUGCCCAUGGACCUGGACCACUACACGCCCAGCGACAAGAAGAAGCGCAAGUACCAGCGCACCUGGUGCGAGUGUUAUGUUCUGCCGAACAAGUUUGUCCAGAUGAAGAAAUGCUAUCCCAAUCGGCCGCGGCGCAAACUGGCUCGGAGUCGAACCAAGGUGGAUUGCGUUGAGGCCACGAAUGUUAAGGCCGCGGGCCGCAGAAAGCCCGAGAAGUUAGUCGAUAUCAAGCGAUCGGAGUGGCCCUGCUGCAAGAUCGUGGCGCCUGGCUGCAAACCUGCGCGGGCAGACCCGAGUUGUAAACAAAUAUUUCCGCCUUCCUGCUGCAAGAAGCGACGCACCCAGUACCCGAGCUUCUCGGAGUGCAAGCCAGUGGGCCUGCUCGAUCCCAUACCGCCGUGCGAGUGCGAAAAGACGGCCAAUUUGUGUGACGUGUGGGCCUACUGGCGGCGCUUUUACGAUAAGUAGACUUUAGGAGAUGUUUUAGAAUCCAUCCAAAUCAAGGACGAGAGCCAAGGAGACCGCGUAAGCGAUGCCAAUCAGAAGUGCACGAUCUUUGAGUCGAAUUGCACGGUUUGACUCGCUUGACGGAAAGAACAAAUUUUUAAUUUUUAUCUGACUCUGUAUGAAAUCGUAAUGGCUUCUUAAUACUAAUUUUCACUAGCUGGCGCUGGUCCGCUUAUUCCCUGCGGGGAACGCAUUGAA